This is a messenger RNA of Salvia hispanica, 1304 nucleotides long. RefSeq names its product nuclear transcription factor Y subunit A-2-like. Gene Ontology annotation, molecular function: DNA-binding transcription factor activity; DNA binding. Gene Ontology annotation, biological process: regulation of DNA-templated transcription. Gene Ontology annotation, cellular component: CCAAT-binding factor complex. The record is from RefSeq and is a predicted model, not a curated record. Lineage: Eukaryota; Viridiplantae; Streptophyta; Magnoliopsida; Lamiales; Lamiaceae.
AUAUUUAUAUAUUUCCAUUUUUGUCAUUUCUUCCCACUACUCUCUAUACACAUCCCUUGUUUGCCUCUCUCUCUCUCUCUAGGCGGCUCUGUUUGAAAUUUACCGACAGUUUUGGAUUAAUUAGACGGCUGUUUUCUUCCCCUUGUAAGAUUACAGAUCAAAAUGACUAUGCACACAAUAUGCUUCAAAGAAAAUGAAGGGAUUUUCCAAGAUCCACAGGAGAUUCCUCUCUGGAGCGUGGUGGGAUCGCCGCUGCCGCCGCCGAAUGUGCUGUCUCUGGCCGGAAAGAAUCUUCAGUUAGGUGUGGCUAAGGAAUCUGGUGAAGAUCGGCGAGUUCUUGCAAAGGAAGAUUCCACUCACUUCACUGUUUUUACUGUCCAAGAUGCGUCGAUGGAACGUGAGGGACAAUUCAAGCUCGGAUUUGGGCAACCACUGGCAAUACAGAUAUGUGCUAAGUAUCCUUAUAACGCAGAGCAAAGCUAUGGUAUAUAUCCAGCUCAAAUCGAGGGAAGUCGUAUGAUGCUGCCAUCGAACGUGGCUAUUGAAGGAGGACCCAUUUUUGUGAAUGCUAAGCAAUACAAUGCAAUCAUGAGACGUCGACGGUGUCGUGCAAAGGCAGAAUCAAAGAAUCAAGAGCUGAAAACUCGCAAGCCUUACAUGCACCUGUCCCGCCAUCUCCAUGCCGUGCGCCGCCACAGGGGAGUCGGCGGCCGCUUCCUCAGCGCAAAAGGCUCCAACACUGAGGAAAAAAACAAGCAAGCAAAGCAUGAGCAGCCGCAGUCAACUGAGUCACAGAUGUCUGAAGUCCUAGAAUCCGAUGGCGGCCAUCGUUCCACGAAAACAAACAGUGGCUCCGAGGUUACUAGCUAUCUCCAUCACUUCGAGUUCGAUCUUCUCCAGCCUUCGUUUCCGCCGUUUAUGGCUAGUAACUAUCUCAAAGUGUGAGGGUGUAGUGAGCGAAUCUACUCGGUCGAUGGCGUUGGGUUCCCUAGCGAUGGGGCUAACGCUGUUGAGUGAUAUGAUUUGUUCACUUGGGCAACUCAUUCUUGGCUAAUCAUCAUCUCCUUUGUUCAAAACAUAAGUGUGUUGAGGUUUGUAAUAACAUUUGGAGGGACUUGCAUUUCCAGAGCUUCUGAUGUUGCUUCUCCCUUUCUGAAGUACUACUUUGUUUGUUAUGUUUAUCAUGUGGUGAGUAUUGUGUGUUUCAACUCUCCUGUCGCAUGUAAACAACUUUCCAUUGUAAAAUGGUGUACUUUUGUUUUGUACUCUACUACUUUAAUAUAUUGGUGUGACUGUGUUGUAUA